GAGGAGUGGUCGGGGCUGGGGGACUCCAUGCGGGGGCCAUGGACAGAGCGACACUCCUGGCGCUGCCCCGCCUGUGCGCACUGUGGGCAGUCCUGUUUGCGCUGUUCCCCUGCGGAGUUCAAGGAAACUGGAUGUGGUUGGGCAUCGCCUCCUUUGGGGUUCCGGAGAAGCUGGGCUGCGCCAACUUGCCACUGAACAGCCGCCAGAAGGAGCUGUGCAAGAGGAAACCCUACCUGCUGCCCAGCAUCCGCGAGGGCGCCCGGCUGGGCAUUCAGGAGUGCAGGAGCCAGUUCAAACACGAGAGAUGGAACUGCAUGGUCGCCACCGCCAAUGCCGCCGCCGCUGCCCCGCUCGGCACCAGCCCCCUCUUUGGCUACGAAUUGACCAGCGGCACUAAGGAGACAGCAUUUAUUUAUGCUGUGAUGGCGGCAGGCCUGGUGCACUCUGUGACCAGGUCAUGCAGUGCAGGCAACAUGACAGAAUGUUCCUGUGAUACCACCCUGCAGAAUGGUGGCUCAGCAAGUGAAGGCUGGCACUGGGGAGGCUGUUCUGAUGAUGUUCAGUAUGGCAUGUGGUUCAGCAGAAAGUUCCUGGACUUCCCCAUCAGAAACACCACUGGAAAAGAAAGCAAAGUACUGCUAACAAUGAACCUACAUAACAGUGAAGCUGGGAGGCAGGCGGUCGCCAAGUUGAUGUCAGUAGACUGCCGCUGCCAUGGAGUUUCUGGUUCCUGUGCUGUGAAAACAUGCUGGAAAACCAUGUCUUCUUUUGAAAAGAUUGGCCAUUGGUUAAAGGAUAAAUAUGAAAACAGUAUCCAGGUAUCAGACAAAAUAAAGAGGAAAAUGCGCAGGAGAGAAAAAGAUCAGAGGAAAAUACCAAUCCGUAAGGAUGACCUGCUCUAUGUUAAUAAGUCUCCCAACUACUGUGUGGAAGAUAAAAAGCUGGGGAUCCCAGGGACACAAGGCAGAGAAUGCAAUCGUACAUCAGAGGGUGCAGAUGGUUGCAACCUCCUGUGCUGUGGCCGAGGCUACAACACUCAUGUGGUCAGGCACGUGGAGAGGUGUGAGUGCAAAUUCAUCUGGUGCUGUUAUGUCCGCUGCAGAAGGUGUGAGAGCAUGACUGACGUCCACACUUGUAAGUAACUGCUCUCUCCAGCCUCCUGCAAGACUCAGCAACAAACAAUGGGGUUGCAGCCAAAGGGUACCUCUCCUGGUACAGUGCUGGCCAAGGUGACUCCUACA
Messenger RNA from Marmota flaviventris (yellow-bellied marmot), 1241 nucleotides. It is a transcript of the gene Wnt16, whose product is annotated as Wnt family member 16. The record is from RefSeq and is a predicted model, not a curated record. Gene Ontology annotation, molecular function: cytokine activity; frizzled binding. NCBI's taxonomy places the organism in Eukaryota, Metazoa, Chordata, Mammalia, Rodentia, Sciuridae. Gene Ontology annotation, biological process: neuron differentiation; cell fate commitment; multicellular organism development. Gene Ontology annotation, cellular component: extracellular region.